Messenger RNA from Equus quagga, 3015 nucleotides. RefSeq names its product EPS8 like 3 (gene EPS8L3). The record is from RefSeq and is a predicted model, not a curated record. Gene Ontology annotation, cellular component: vesicle; ruffle membrane; plasma membrane. Gene Ontology annotation, molecular function: actin binding. Bases 267 to 2051 code for a protein of 594 amino acids. Lineage: Eukaryota; Metazoa; Chordata; Mammalia; Perissodactyla; Equidae. The transcript has 19 exons. Gene Ontology annotation, biological process: regulation of Rho protein signal transduction; Rho protein signal transduction; positive regulation of ruffle assembly.
GUGUCAGGCGAGUUGCGGCCUAGGAGGCCUCCCCACGCACCAAAGUCCAAAGAGCACAGGUGUGGCCGCCUUGUGGCGUCAUCUCCAUAAGGCCUGCCUGCUCGCCCAGGGCCCGCCUGAUCACAGGGGCUCUGCCUGUGGCCGCUAGCAGAGAAGCUACUGGCCUCCCACCACCAGCACCGGACCACCAGCUCAAACACCCGCCCCUCGGGGGCACCAGCCAGCCGGCCUCGCUGGAACCAGAGAGUCAUCUCAGCCGCGUCAACAUGUCCCGGCCCAGCAGCAGAGCCAUUUACCUGCAGCGGAAGGAGUACUCCCAGAACCUCGCCUCAGAGCCCACCCUCCUGCAGCACAGGGUGGAGCACCUGAUGACGUGUAAGCUGGGGGCUCAGAGAGUCCGGGAGCCCAAGGAUGCUCUGCAGAAGCUGCAAGAGAUGGAUGCUCAGGGCCGGGUGUGGAGCCAGGACUUGUUCCUGCAGGUCAAAGAUGGCUGGCUCCAGCUGCUGGACAUCGAGACCAAGGAGGAACUGGACUCUUAUCACCUGGACAGCAUCCAGGCCAUGGACGUGGCACUCAACACCUGCUCCUACAACUCUGUCCUGUCCAUCACCGUGCAGGAGUCAGGCCUGCCAGGCACCAGCACUCUGCUCUUCCAGUGUCAGGAAGUGGGGGCAGAGCAGCUGAGGACGAGCCUGCAGAAGGCCCUGGAUGAGGAACUAGAGCAAAGCAGACCUCGAUUUGGAGCCCUUCGCUCAAGCCAGGACAAAUGGAGGGGGCCUCCUCUGGAAAGGCCACUCCCUAAGGAGCAGGUACCCCCACUGGAGCGGGGGCCCCCUCCAGAACAGCCCCACUGGAUGACCCCAGAGUACAGCAUACCACAGUCCCCAAGGCCCCUGACACGCCACUCCAGUGCCCGCGAACCAAGCACCUUCGCUCUGCCUCCUCCCAUGCGACCCCCAUCCCCCGAGGACCUGGAGAGGGAUGAGGAGGUGCUGAGCCACGUGCUAAGGGAUAUCGAGCUGUUCGUAGAAAAGCUGAAGGAGGCCCAGGCAAAGAUCAGUGGUAAGAAGAAGAAGAGACUGGGGAAGAAAAAGAAAAAGGAUCAGGGGGGGAUGACACAAGCACAGUACAUCGAUUGCUUCCAGAAGAUCAAGUACAGCUUCAACCUCCUGGGGAAGCUGGCUAUCAGACUGCAGGAGACAAGUGCCCCUGAGUUCAUACACAUCCUCUUCCAAACUCUGGACUUCAUCCUGGCCCAGUGCCCUCAGCCUGGCCUAGCAGCGCAAGUGAUCUCACCCCUCCUCACCCCUAAAGCCAUCGACCUGCUGCAGUCCUGUCUGAGCUCACCUGAGAAUGACCUCUGGAAGGGACUGGGUGUGGCCUGGACUACCAGCCGGGCCGACUGGACAGGCAAUGAGCCCCCACCCUACCAACCUACAUUCUACGAUGGUUGGCAGCCUCCAAAACCCUCCAACCAGGCACCCUCAGGAUACCAGGACUCUCCUUCCCUCCGCCCUAGGUUAGGGAGUACCUCACACUUCGCUCAAGAGGAGACAUACAACUAUGGCCCUCAGCCUGGGGACCCCAACUUCAGGCCCUCCAGCCCCAGACCUGCCAAGCCUGCCCUGCAAAUGCAAGUCCUAUAUGAGUUCGAAGCAAGGAACCCACAGGAACUGACUGUGGUCCAGGGAGAGGUGCUGGAGGUUCUGGACCAGAGCAAGCGGUGGUGGCUGGUGAAGAAUGAGACAGGACAGAGUGGCUACAUUCCCAGCAACAUCCUGGAGCCCCUGCAGUCGGGGACCCCUGGGAGCCUGAGCCAGUUACCCCCUCGGGCUCCAAUGCUUCGACUUAGCUCAAGGCCUGAGGAGGUCACGGCCUGGCUGCAAGCAGAGAACUUCUCCACCGCCACGGUGAAGACACUUGGGCCCCUGACAGGGAGCCAGCUGCUUCACAUAAGACCCGGGGAGCUACAGAUGCUGUGUCCACAGGAGGCCCCACGGGUCCUGGCACGGCUGGAGGCCGUCAGAAGGAUGCUGGGGAUGGGCCCUUAAGCACCAACGCAGACACCUCCAAGACCAAGGCCCUCUCACAAACAAGACGGCGGAUCCAUCUUCAGAGCCCCAAGAAUUCCUCUUUCAUGUCCCCAGUUUGCAGCAAACCCCACACCCCAGCUCACACAGCAAAGAGGAUGAGCAAGCCCAGAGGUGGAGACAAAUGGUGCCAUUCUUGCUGUGUUGAAAGCCAACCCCAGUCACCACCUAUUUAUUGUAUCUUUUCUAAGCCUGGAGCACUUAUGCAUAGAUUUGCCAGGACUGUUUAGUUGCUCUCCUCCAGAAUAAAGGCAUCUUCAAAUUUGUCAUGUGCCUCCCUUCCAGAUGCUUCUGGGCCUGAUGAGGGACAAAGGCAGGAAGGCAGGAAGAGCUGGGACACUGGGCAUGAGACAGCAGCAGCCCUGCAUCCAUCACUGGGCCAGACUGUUGGAACGUGAAUGGGAAUUCCCACUACAACCUGGAGCUGAGAGUCAGAAUUUGAGAAUUAUGUCCCAAGCUCUCCUUGCUUUCUUUCUAAACAAACUCUAAAUGCUCACCAUCUUUAUCAUUCCGAGUACAUUUCUCCCAGUAUAUUCCAAGGCACCCAACAUGACUGAGGGCACAACACUUCACAGCAGAGUACCAGGGCUGAGAGCGGUAGGUUUCAAUCAGCGACACUAGCUGAAUAUCCAGAGAAGCGCUAACAAGCAUGUCAGGGGCUCCAGGCUCUAAUUUCAACUUCCUCUUUUAAUACAACUUUUAUCCCCUCCUGUUGGGUGAGCCAACCUUGAGCUCUCUCCCUAGCCUGUCUCUAUAGCAACAGAGCAUAGGGAACUUUGGACUGGAAGUCAGAUGUCUAGCCAUUGGCUGUGUGAACUCUGGUAAGUCAUUUGAUUCUUUGGGUCCCUAUUUUCUCAAAGGUUAAGUGAAGAGUUUGGACUGUCCUUGGCUUCUAAUAUUUAGUAUACACAUCCUUCUUUAAUCU